GUAGACCUUUAAAUCUAACCUAAAAGUGUAUGAAUGCUGUGUUUUGAAAAUAUUGUUUUAUAUUUUGUAUGAGUCUCAGUAAUUGUAUUUCUAGUGAUAUUUAUUAAGAAUGUCAGAAACUGCCGUUGUAGUAAAAGCCAAGCCAGAAAGGAAAGUAUUUAAGGCUACGAAAGUUACAAAAAUUCCACAAUCAUUGUUGAACAAUCCUAAACUUCAAUCUGCUAUUGAAGGUUUGCCUAAAAACUAUAACUUUGAAAUUCCCAAAACGAUAUGGCGAAUUCAGGAAUUAAAAGCCAAGACUGUUGCUUUACAAAUGCCAGAAGGUCUUUUAUUAUUUUCCACGACCAUAGCAGAUAUAAUAAAAGAGUUUUCUGGAGCUGAUUCUAUUAUAAUGGGAGAUGUAACAUAUGGAGCUUGCUGUAUAGAUGACCUCACUGCUAAAGCUUUAGGAGUUGAAUUACUAGUUCAUUAUGGUCAUAGUUGUUUAGUUCCUGCUAACCAAACAUGUGGUAUAAAAGUCUUGUAUGUGUUCGUAGAUAUAAAAAUAGACCCCUUGCAUUUUAUUGAAACUGUUAAAUUAAACUUUAAAAAAAGCACUAAAAUAGGCUUAGUAAGUACUAUACAGUUUGUAACCACCAUUCAAGCAGCAGCUACAAGACUAAAAGAAAUGGAAUAUGAUGUCUCAAUUCCACAGUUCAAGCCUUUAUCUCCAGGAGAAAUUCUUGGUUGUACAGCUCCAGUUUUGAAAUGUGCUGAAGUUCUUAUAUACAUAGGUGAUGGAAGGUUUCAUCUGGAGGCAGCCAUGAUUGCCAAUCCAAAAGUCCAAGCUUACAAAUAUGAUCCAUACUCCAAAGAAUUUACUAGAGAAUAUUAUAGCCACAGUGAGAUGGAAAAAAUCAGGCAGAGUAGUAUACAGGACGCAACCAAUGCAGGAACUUUUGGUGUAAUCAUGGGAACUUUGGGCAGGCAAGGUAAUCCUAAUGUUGUUGAACAUUUAAGAAAGAGAUUAGAAGAAGUAAAUAAGAAGACUGUGGUGAUCCUACUUUCUGAAAUAUUUCCCAGCAAAAUAAAAUUAUUUAAGAACAUUGAUGCCUUUGUGCAGAUAGCUUGUCCUAGAUUGUCAAUUGACUGGGGAAAAUUUUUUGACAAACCUGUUAUUACACCCUACGAAGCAGCCAUUGUUAUAGGCGAUGCAAAGUGGCACAAAGCAGAAGCUAGUUAUCCAAUGGACUUCUAUGCCAGUGCCAGUUUAGGACCAUGGACUCCCAACCAUAAGCCAGAUGCUGAUGGAUUAAACAAAUGCUGUGGAAAAUGUUUAUAAAAUCAUACAUUUUAAUUAAAAAAAUUAAAUAUUUAU
Molecule: messenger RNA, 1357 nt
Organism: Diabrotica balteata
Lineage: Eukaryota; Metazoa; Arthropoda; Insecta; Coleoptera; Chrysomelidae
Source: the annotation of a GenBank genome assembly